This is a messenger RNA of Asparagus officinalis (garden asparagus), 603 nucleotides long. RefSeq lists its product as uncharacterized. The record is from RefSeq and is a predicted model, not a curated record. The coding region runs from base 1 to 603 and encodes 200 amino acids. NCBI's taxonomy places the organism in Eukaryota, Viridiplantae, Streptophyta, Magnoliopsida, Asparagales, Asparagaceae. The transcript has 5 exons.
AUGCUUGCGAAAAAAAGAUUGGAUGAAUGGGCCCCACAGAUUGAGGAGAUUUUGUCUGAUGCAAAACAUGAAAUCAGACAAAGAUUUGGAGAAAAACUUUACCAGAAGAAAGGACGCCAAGGAAGUGACUUUAAAAAAAGUUACCACCGGAUGAGAUAUUUCAACAUCGAAGACAAUCCCGUAGGGUGGGAAUUUUUAUUUGGAUACCAAGGAAAGUUCAAGCAUUCUCUUCGGGAGUGGAGACAUGAGAUAAAGAAGAAAUGCUUUGAUUGUUUCACUCACAACUGGGAGAGGAUAUACAAGCGAGAUAAGAGGGUUGAGCCUGAGCACUUAGCUGCACUUAUAAUAUUGUGGGGCCAAGAGGAGCACCAGGAAAAAUGUAGGAGAAAUAAACUUAAUCGAUGGAAAAAAGAUUAUGAUCAUCAUACGGGGACUACUUCAUUUGCCCAGAUUGAGGAUCAAUUUUGUAGGACAACGAACGCUCCCUUUAUCCCACUACCAGAACUGCACAGGAGAACGAUGGUUCAAUUUAAGAAGGGGUACGAUGACGAUGAGACUAAGAAACAAAAGCUAGAAUUGGCCAAGAAAAUGCAGGUUAACUAA